Meloidogyne enterolobii is the source of this 318-nucleotide messenger RNA. NCBI's taxonomy places the organism in Eukaryota, Metazoa, Nematoda, Chromadorea, Rhabditida, Meloidogynidae. The record is from the annotation of a GenBank genome assembly.
AAUUAUGAUCAUCAAAAAUACAAAAAGGAAAAAAUAUUUUAAUUUUAAUAAAUUAACAAUAUUAAUUUUAAUUUAUUUUUUAAUUUUUUGUGUUCAACAAGGAAAUUGUAGAUAUCGUUAUAGACAAGAACCUAUGCCCGACACUGGCAUUGUAGAAGAGUCUCCAGAAAUCCUUUUAAGAUUUAAAAGACUAGCUUCGUCAUUUUUAAAUUAUUUAAAUGGAAGUUGAUAAUUAAAAGUUGCUACGAAAUGAAGCAAAUAAGGAGAGAAAUUACAGCGAAAAAAUUAAAAAUUAAAAAUGUUUUUAAAAAAAUAUUU